Messenger RNA from Aplysia californica (California sea hare), 4029 nucleotides. RefSeq names its product RNA cytosine-C(5)-methyltransferase NSUN2. The transcript has 21 exons. Gene Ontology annotation, cellular component: nucleus; cytoplasm. Bases 759 to 3086 code for a protein of 775 amino acids. Gene Ontology annotation, molecular function: tRNA binding; tRNA (cytidine-N5)-methyltransferase activity. Gene Ontology annotation, biological process: tRNA methylation. NCBI's taxonomy places the organism in Eukaryota, Metazoa, Mollusca, Gastropoda, Aplysiida, Aplysiidae. The record is from RefSeq and is a predicted model, not a curated record.
CUGACCAAAAAUUUGUCCCCGGACCUCCAACCAGGACGAAUAAUAGUUGGCAGGAGUACAUAGACACUUCCUUCUUAGAUAUCUACGGGCCUAGGUCAUAGCCUAAUUAAACUUGUGUUGUAUUACGUUGUAUUUGUAUCGGUCUACUACUGUGAAAGAUAAAUGGAGGAGCCAUGGGCGCUAUAAGUAAUUUAAUUACAGCCUGGAUGAUGAAAUGCCCUCAUCAUUCCUUCAUGUUGAUUGAUCGUGUUUUGAGGAUUUGCAAUGGAAUUAUAUAUUAUAAUGAAACGGUAAAAAGGUUUUAAAAUCCUUUCACGUUAUCAAGAAUUUCGUUUCAAACGAUUUCAUGUUGAAUUAAGUCAUCUAUACACACACACUAUACUAGGCCCCUAAGCUUGGCGUACCUGCAGAUCAUAAUGCCGAAAGACUCGAGUACUUCGAUUCUCUGUUCGUUGAAGAAAGCGAAUACGACUAUAAAAGUGACGUAAAGCAUCAUUGCGUAAAGUUCGAUUAACUUGUACUCGGACCUCUGAGACUCGGGACUCGGAGAUCUGAUCUGAGUGAAAUGAAAAUUGAAAACGUGACUGCUUGCUGCUGUUGGUUGGUUGAUCAGUGUUGUUUUGUGUCGUGUUGUGAUACGAAACACGUGUGAAGUGCAGGGUUAGAGAUUCUAAGAGAAGGAUCAUCUUGAUUACAUUUCUGAACCCGAGGCCUUUCUGAAAAGAAAGCCUUCUGAAAAUCAAGGCAUCAAAAUCAUCAUGGGGAGAAAGAAAAGAGGAACAGUAAGGUCAUAUGGCAAAGAAAAGAAUUUCAACAGAGGUGGUGGAAAGGUUGGGGAAGGAUAUGACUUGGCAAUGCGAGACAAUGAGUUGUUUGCCAAAUAUUAUAAGGGUCAGGGAAUUGUUCCAGAGGAUGAGUGGGAAGAAUUUUACGCCACCCUGAAGAAAACCCUUCCUGUAACUUUCAGAAUUACUGGAUACAAAAGCCAAUCAGAAGAGUUACUGAGCAUGAUAAAGGGCAAGUAUUUCAGCAACAUGCUGGAUGUUCAAGUGGAUGGAGAGACAAUAGCUCCCCCUAAGUGCUUGUCUUGGUACCCAAAGGAGUUGGCGUGGCAGCUGGAUCUGACCCGUAAGAUUGUCAGGAGCAGUGAGCCUUUGUCGCGUCUUCACGAUUUUCUCAUUGCUGAGACAGAAUGUGGAGCCAUCAGCAGACAGGAGGCUGUGAGCAUGAUUCCACCUCUGGUGAUGGACAUAAAGUCACACCACAAGAUCCUGGACAUGUGUGCGUCCCCUGGCUCCAAAACUGCACAGCUAAUUGAGUACAUGCACAGUGACUGCCCACAAGGUGAGCUGCCGUCAGGCUACGUGAUUGCGAAUGACACAGACAACAAGAGGUGUUACCUCAUGGUGCAUCAGGUGAAGAGACUGCAGAGCCCCUGCUGUAUGGUGGUCAACCAUGAUGGAACUGUCUUCCCCAAGAUACGCACCAACGCAGAUGAGCACAAUCCCCAGUUCCAGCUCUUUGACCGUGUUUUGUGUGACGUUCCUUGCAGUGGCGACGGCACCAUGAGGAAGAACUUUGAUGUUUGGAGCAAGUGGCACCCUCUGCAAGGUGCUAACAUGCACGGUCUCCAGUUAAAAAUCUUGCGAAGGGGUUGCCAGAUUCUUGCAGUGGGCGGCCGUCUGGUGUACUCAACCUGUUCACUGAACCCGGCGGAAGACGAGGCGGUCAUUGCAGAGAUGCUGAGGAGUUCCCAGGGGGCCAUGGAGCUGGUGGACAUUCAGGACAUGUUGCCGGGACUCAAGUUUACCAAGGGAGUGUCCUCUUGGAGGGUGAUGACUAAAGCGGGUGAAUGGAUAGAGAGUGCUGAGGAGCUCCCUCCAGCGAUGAAGACUCAGGUCAAGCUCACGAUUUUCCCCCCAACACCAGAAGAAGCAGAGAAGUUCCACCUGGACAAAUGUAUCCGUAUCCUCCCCCACCAGCAGAACACUGGAGGUUUUUUUGUGGCAGCGCUGCAGAAAGUUCGUCACUUGCCGGGAUCCAGGGAGGCCAGACUGGAGGCAGAGGCAACCGCUAAGGCUGCUGAGGCAGCCUCUACUGCAGAGGAGCAAGCGCCAACAGAAUCGGAGCAAACAGUAAAGAGCAGCGAGUCAGUACCUGAGACUGAGACAGCCCAGUCAGCAGCAGUGGAAGAGGCUACUGAGACAGGCGGUGACAAGAGAAAGGCACCUCAGUCAGGGGAAGAACCCAAGCCAAAGAAACAGCGAAUGUAUGGCUACAAGGAAGAUCCCUUCCUCUUCAUGACAGCUGAAGAUCCUGUGUGGCCUCCAAUAAGAGAUUUUUUCGGCCUAGGGGAAGAUUUCCCAGCCAGUCUCAUUCUGUACCGCUCGGAACAGGGGAAGCGAUCACUGUACUAUGUGUCACAGGCCAUCAGAGACAUUGUCAGGUGCAACGAGAACCGAAUCAGGUUUAUCAACAUGGGAGUGAAGACGUUCAGUCGCAGUCCAUCACCACUAGUACCUGAAUGUGAUUUCAGAAUCACACAAGAGUGUGUGGCCACCCUUCAGCCCCACGUGACUAAGCGCCUGGUGACCGUCAACAAAAGUGACGCCAUCAUCAUCACAAGCCAGGAGAACCCUUUCACAUUCAAGCUCAGCGAUGACACACAGGAGCAGCUCAAGAAAAUGUCUCCUGGCAGCACAGUGUUUAUGUUCAGUCCUUCAGAGAAGGAACCAUCUCCCAAAUGUGAGAUUGUGUUCUGUGGGUGGCGUGGGAAAGCUUCUGUCCGAUGCUUUGGCUCUCGGUGUGAUCGCGCCCACGCUCUGAUGUUACUGGGAGAGGACCUGAAGGAAAUCAACAAGCGUGUAGCAGCAGAGAAACAAGCCAAACUUGAGGCGAAGAAAUCUGCCGAACAAGAAGACUCGGCCCUUGCAAAAGAAGGUGAUGAUGAUGGCGGUGCUGAGGAAGCUGAUGAUGUCAAAGGAGAAGAGGGGGAGAAGGAUAAUCAGUUGAAAGAGGAAGAGGCCAAAGUACCCGAGGACAGCAGUGAAGGUCCUCCUGAAGAUGCGAAGGAAGAUGCGUCAUAACUGAUUUAAGCAUAGCAGUAGUUAAACCUUUGUGGAGACAAUUUUAGGGAUAGCAAAUUUGGAUUUGGGAUGAGCUUUUACCUUUUUAAAAUUCUCUUUCCCUUCCUCAGCUUCAACAUAUUAAAAAUUAAAGUGCAAUUAAUGAUAUUCACAUGAUUUACUUUACAGUUUUUUUUUUCAUUGGAGCUUUUGUGGCUUGGAGUCUUGUCCGAACAGAAUUCUGUUUACUGACAUAAACAGUCCCGUCUGUAAAGAGGAACCAGUAUGUAAUACUAAGUAAUUGGCUUUAUUUACAAUCUCUGGAAGCAAGGGAAAGUGCCUGUUUAUUUUUAUUCAAUUGCUCAGCGGUUACAGAAGUCAGAUAUGUUUGACUUUUUUCAUUUUGAACCGUAAAUGUUUUUGAUAAGAUAUGCUCUAUCUUUGUCAUUUCCUGAAGCUCUUAAUCUUCCUUACAGACUGAAUUAUUGACAUGUUCAGUUGCGCGCAUGUCUGUGAGUCAUGUAAUAUUUUUAAUUUGUUUCUGAGAAGUUCAGUCUGGCCUAGAAUCAAAGGGCUUAAACUUUAAGUUCUAAAUAAACAACUGUGGACCAGUGAUGAUUUUAAUUUGAAGAGACAGAUAAUCUCCUGUACUUUCAUCAUUCUUACUUUUUUUCACAGAAUUAACAAAUUACACCCUAACUCGCACAAGAAUUUUCAUACGCGCUCCACUCUAACUCGCCCAGAACUGCCCCCACCGACUUAAAGUCUUUAGAAAUGAAGUUUCGCCUUAUCGAAACUCUGGGGCCGAGAUUUUGAUUUACAUUUACAUGGUUGAAAAAUGUUUCUUCUUCCGUUUGAUACCGAAACGAAAUUUUUCGGGCCAGUGGUUUUCACAUUAAAACUGAUUGAAGUGCGAUUGCGUUUCUGACACUUCGAAGGUGUCUCGACUUGAAAAGCAACACAA